AUGACACCAGCACAAAUCCUCCUCCUAGCCCUAAGUAUCCAACCCUCGCACCCCUUCUCACCCCAACUCUUCAUCAACUCCACCCCACCCCUCUUACCAUGCUUAACAAAAAUCUCCGAAAAAUUCCUCAUCAAAAAAGAAAGCAUCUGGUUGACCACCAACGAACAAAACACCACCGACCUCUUCGACAACCAAUUCGUGAAAAAACUGAUGCGCCGUGGUCACUCCAUUUCCGUCAAAAUGAUGGACUUGAAAGAAACCCCCCAGAAAAAUUUCUGGCAACACACCAAAAAUUACAUCAUAGAAACAUCAGACGUGGCAGAUCUUGAAGCCACCCUCGAGAAUUUUAAAUAUCUGCAUUCGUGGAACUCCCAAGCGAGAUUUUUCAUCAUCGCCAACCAAAUCUACAACGAAACUGAGAGAGUUCUAUCCGGAAUGGUCGAAACGUUGUGGUUAGAAGGCGUCUACGACUUCAUUUUAAUAACGGCAGACCGGAACCAAUCGCGACACGUCAACGUGUACACGUGGUACCCGUAUCGAUGUAGGCGUGGCUUUGAUUAUGCAAGGCUCAAGCUACUAGAUGUGUGUUGUAAUGGCAGUUUUACCAACAACUCGAACCUGUUUCCGCAGAAAAUCCCCAAAGUUUUGACAGCGUGUGAGUUGAAGGUGGGGGCGGUAACGUGGCCGCCGUUCGUCAUGAAACCGGUGGCAAGAGUGGACAAUACAGACCAAUACAUAAUCAAAGAAGGCGUGGAAAUAAGACUAAUCGAAACUAUAGUUACCAAAUUACGGAUGAACGUGAGCUACAUAAUGUCUGAAAAGUCCCAAAACUGGGGACAUUUGUUCGACAAUGGUACCGGCACUGGUCUCAUGGCACUCUUGCGCAACAAAAGAGUCGAUCUGGGUAUAGCUUCCAUAACGCCGUCUUUGUCCAAAAGCAAGUUCUUCGAAUUAAGUGACACUUAUUUUUUCGAAUCUUUUGCUUGGUGUGUACCUCACGCCCCCACUCAAGCUGGUUGGAAAAAAAUUUUGGACGCGAUAAGCUACCAAUUGUGGAUUGGGUACGUUCUGUCUUUCAUAACCUUCGGUAUCCUAAUUUGGUUGCUAGGUAAAACCCGAAAAGAGGAAACUCUGUACAAAAAGUGUAUAUACUGUUUCCAAAAUUCGUUCUCCAUGGCACUUGGUGUAUCCGUGCGACACCACCCGAAAACCCAAAUUCUGCGCUGGAUCACGUUCUUUUGGAUCUUGUUCUCGCUGAAUUUUGAAGUUUUGUACGAAACUAAGUUGAUGAGUAUUCUAACUAAACCAACCUAUAGCACCCAGGUUAACUCCAUUGAUGACAUUCUUGACAAAAACUACAAGAUUUUGUUUCCGUUGAACAUUUUCAACUACGUUGAUAAGAAUGCGUCGUUCGAUGCCUCAGUUUUUGAUCGUUCGGACGACUGUUUGGAGGUUAAGGAUUGUCUGGCACGUGUGGCGUACCUUAAAGAUAGCGCUCUUUGUUUAUCUUCGUCUUACACUCACUACAUUAAGGAGUCGUACGCUACUAGGGACAAUAUUCCUCUUAUUUAUUGUUUUAAUAGUAAACUAGCGACUUAUCCUGUCAUUUUGUUGAUGAAAAAAGGGUUUCCUCUAGCGCUUCGAUUCAACAAUAUCAUUUCGAGGUUAGUGGAAGGUGGGUUUAUCGAUCAUUGGGCUGCUGAUAUUAACACCCAGAAGUGGAAAGAGGAAGAAAUGCAAAAACUCAACACCACCACAAAUACUGAGUUUUUGGAUUUGGGAAAACUGCAAGGGGCUUUCAUUGUUUUGUUGAUUGGAUUGGCGAUUGCCACUACAGUGUUUGUUUUGGAAAUUAUUCACUUUUUGUUCUUUUUUUUAAAAGGUAAACAUAUUUUUAUAGUGUAA
This is a messenger RNA of Zophobas morio, 1905 nucleotides long. Its product is annotated as ionotropic receptor 21a-like. The record is from RefSeq and is a predicted model, not a curated record. Gene Ontology annotation, cellular component: membrane. The coding region runs from base 1 to 1905 and encodes 634 amino acids. The transcript has a single exon. Gene Ontology annotation, molecular function: ligand-gated monoatomic ion channel activity. NCBI's taxonomy places the organism in Eukaryota, Metazoa, Arthropoda, Insecta, Coleoptera, Tenebrionidae.